Molecule: messenger RNA, 4163 nt
Organism: Geodia barretti
Lineage: Eukaryota; Metazoa; Porifera; Demospongiae; Tetractinellida; Geodiidae
Source: the annotation of a GenBank genome assembly
CAUAGCUGUGGAAGUGAAGUUUACUGACACAAUUGAGGUGGUGAAGACAAAAGUUAAUGAUGUGAUGAGACUGGGUAAUAUACACCACCAUGAACUAUUUUUCAAUGGCAAACUUUUAGAAGUUGGGCAGACCAUAAGUGACAGUAAUGUUGAAAAUGACGAUUGUCUUCAUUUAGUUCUAUGUGAGAAAGGAACUAUGCGUAUAUAUUUGAAGACCUUAUUGGGCAAGACUAUCUCUUUGCUGGUUGAACCCAGCUCUACUCUUCAUGCUAUUAAAGGCAUAAUUCAAGAUAAAGAAGGGGUUCCAGCAGAGAUGCAAUGUCUGACACGUUCCGAUGGUAGAAAACUAUAUGAUAAAACAACACUCCAAGAAUGUGGUGUUCAAAAAAGUGAUGUGCUGAUAAUGACCUUAAAACCCUGUGAAAGAAGUAUGCUAAUAUUCGUGAAGACUGCCAAUGGUGGGAUUAUACCAUUGAAAACAGUGGCCAGUGAUACAAUUGAAGAUGUGAAGGUUAAACUUCAAAGCAAAUUGGGAAUACCAACUAGUAAACAAUUACUAUUCUUUGGUAGUAAGAAACUUGAUAAUAAGUGGACCCUCAGUUACUAUGACAUCACUAAAAGGUCUACACUAAGACUUCAUCUAGAAGGGCUACAAAUGUCUCCUGAGGAGUGGGCGGAGUUAUUACUUCAUGCAGAUGUUAUACAGCACUGUACAACAGAGGAGUCAAAUGAAUUUAUAAAAGAAGCAAUGAAACAGGGUUUUGUGGUCACAACACUGGUGAAGGUGCUGGUGGUGGGACCUGCUGGUGUUGGUAAAACCUGUCUUCUCUACCUCCUGCUCAGUAAAGACCCACCCGAUCAAAGAACUAGCACUGGCUGUGCUGAGAGAUCAAUCCGAGUCAUACGCAUCGGCAAAGAGUCAGGGGAAUGGAGUGAAAUCCCCACAGAAGAAUUUGAGGAAAUGAUUGCAGAGGCAGUCCCAGUUCUCUAUGAGGAGCUAAAGGCCAAAGGAAAAGGAAUGGAGGAUUUGAAUGAAGUUCUGUCCCAAGUUGUCGGUGAGGAUGAGGAGAAAGAAAGAGGUGCAACUGGACUAGAAACAGAAGUUAAAGAAAAAUGUGUCAUUGCAACUAAACAAGAAAAUGAUGAUGAAUUAGUUAUGUACGAGGAAGGUGCAGCGGGUAAGGGUAAUAAAAGAGAGAAGCAGAGGAGAAAAGAAAUAGCCGGGGAAGGAAAUCAAUGUAUGAAUGAAAGGGGAAACAAGAGUGCUGGUGUUGGUAAAGAAAGAGUCAACAAUAAAUCCACUGUUAAAGUUAAAAGUGUAGUUGUCGAUAAAGGCAUAGUUACCUAUACAGAAAACAAAGUAAGUACAGUUGGCAGUGAUGAAGAAAAGGUUAAUGACGGGAGAAAAGGAGUAACUGUGGAUAAUUUGGAGGGAAAGAAAAACAAGGAAAGGGGUGUUAAGGAAAGAAAACAAGAGGAAAGAAAACCAAACAUUAAACCCACUGUCAGUGAAGAAGAGAUGAUCAAAGUGGUCGGUAGACAGGAUGAGGAGGAUGACGGAGCUAAAAGAGCAGAAGAGGAAGAACACGAAGGUGUAAAAAACAAGGAUGGGGAGAAAGGAAAACAUAAACCUACUGCUAGAAAAGAAAAAGACACAAUUAAUGUAGUUGGAGGAGAGAAUUCACUUGAGAAUACAUAUAAAGUGGAGAAAGACGGUGCAAUUGGCAAGGAUGAUAAAAAGGGGGAAGAACAAGGAGGUGUAGAAUAUAAGGAGAGAAAGGAAACUAUUACUAAGGGAGAAAAAAAGGAUGCAAGUGUUGGUGAUAAGAAAGAGAAGGUAAGACCCUUAAGUGCAGAAGAAACUAUUAGCAAAGUCAUUCAAAAUCUUAGUGCACUAAUUAAAUUUCGUAAAAAGUCUCGUCGUCUUCUGGACACAGAGCUGAUCUAUCUGACUGACUGUGGAGGCCAGCAAGCCUACUGGGAUCUGGUCCCAAUAUUCACACGUGACACCUCAGCCACCCUUUUUGUCCACCGGUUGUGUGAGAAACUUGAUGAACAUCCUCUCAAUGACCUCUACCAGAAAGGGAAGAGGGUCGGUCCCAGCCAGAGAGCCACAUUCACCACAGCUGAGUCCUUCAAGACAAUGCUUCGAGGUCUAAACAAUGGGGACAAACGAUCGAAGAUUAUCGUAGUUGGCACUCACAAAGAUGUUGCUACCCAUUGCAAAGAAACACCUCAAGUAAAGAACAAAAAAUUAGCUGCCAUUGCAUUACCCUAUUUCAAAGAUAAUGUUGUAUACUGCAAUGAGGCCAUGAACGAAAUUGUGUUCCAGCUUAACACCAAGAAUCCUGACAGUAAUGACAAGAAAGAGGCAAGGAAACUCAGACAAUGUAUCAUGAAAGAUGCCAGGCAGCAUGCGAUUCCAAUUUGGUGGUUUAUUUUCCAGUUCAUCAUGGAGGCACUAUCUCUAAAGCUGAAGAGAGAGGUCCUGAGUAAGAAAGAGGUUAUUCAAGUGUCAGACUCACUAGGUUUCACUGAAGGGGAACUUGAUGCUGCCCUCAGUUUCUUUGACAAGUUAAACAUAUUCUUCUACAAGAAGACCAUUCUUCCCGAAGUCGUCUUUACCAAUGUUAGAGUGCCACUGGACAAACUAUCAAAACUCGUAGAAGAGCAGUACCAUCUGAGAGCUGUCAUGGCUGAUCCAACCAAAGCAUCCGACAACGCAAUGACUGGAGAUUGGCAAAAGUUCAGAGAUUAUGGAAUCCUCACUCUGGAUUUCCUCGAGGAGUUCAAGGAACACUAUGUGGAGGGAAUAUUCACAGCUAGGGAUUUUCUCAUCCUGCUUGAAAAACUUAUGGUUAUUUCUAAACUGCCUAAUGACGAAUACUUCUUUCCUGCUAUUUUAAACAUGACCAGUGAAGAUACAAUCAAGGAAUGCCUUGAAUCAUGCAAGAGGACCAAGAUAGCAGCUCUGGUGGUGAAGUUCCCCACUGGCUGGGCUCCUCCUGGUGUCUACUGCUGCAGUGUAUGCCACCUUCAGUCCCACUCUGGCUGGGAGGUAGUAAGCAAACCACCAAUAAAACCACUAUAUGAAGGUAGCUCCUGGUUUUUAUGGUUUAAGAACCUAAUCGACGAAGUAUUUAAUACAAAACGCUAUGCGCAAAACACUGUAUCUCGCAACAGCAUCGAGUUCACCAAAGCUGGUCGACCUGGUUCAGUGACCUUCAUCGAUCACUUUUCAUUUUUUACUGCAUGUGUCAACCUUGGCACAAGUAAAAUAAAACGGGAAGAAUUAGCUAAGCACUGCCGUGGAAUAAAAUUUGAGAUCUUUGCAGCAGUUAAAGCCGCCUUAUUGAACACCCAUCAUGAAAACACUCACCCAACUUUUGCUUUUUUCUGCCCGAAACAAAAAAUAUGUAGCUCGAAAUUACAUGUAGCCAACCUCUCCCCUGAUGGAAAGCUGUGGAUAUGCUCAGUAAACCGCAAAGUCUAUGACAAAGUCACUCCUGACCAGACUCUUUGGCUAAAUGAACCUGGUGUGCUGGUCAGGAACCGUCGCCAGUUUUUAGUAACCAACCGACCCCUGGCCAGCCACUCAUGACCUUGUCAUAUGGUAGGGGAGCUCUGCAACAACACACAUCAGGCACAGAGCAGUCAGCAGUUUCCCAAUCUCUGCCUCUACCCAGAUCUGAGUCGAAUGGAGGCAUAUUAGGCAUUAAUGACCAUUUUAAUGUGGUGUCGCAACUGAAUGAUGUGGCCGACAAGUGGAAGUCAGUGGGAGAAGCUCUAGGACUGCCACCUUCUGUCCUAGACGAGAUCGGGGCUGAUAAUCGACAUGUCUGCAAGCGCUGUCUGUCAGAGAUGGUGAAAGAGUGGCUGAACCAAUCUCAUAAAACAGAGCAUUUCGGAGUCCCUUCAUGGAAGAUGUUGGUGUGGGCAGUGGCCCACCCCAAUGGGGGAAAUAACCAUGCCCUUGCCCAAAAGAUUGCCGCAAUACACACAAUGCCUCCAACUCUACCACUCUACCAGUCUCAAUUUGCUCCUCCACCCCCAACCCAUCUAUGAGCCAGACACUAUGUUAUAUUGACUGUUUUUGUCUCUCAUUUUACCACCGAUUUCUAAUGUAUGAUUUGUGAGCAAAGGGAAACCUUAAAUAUCGCAUA